AUGGGAUCUACCAUAAUAAUAUUAUUGUUUAUUUUGUUUUAUACGAUGAAAGCAUUUCGACUUUUCGAAAACGAAUGUGAUUCACGUACCAAAAAAAUCUCAGAAAUAUUAGACAUACUUAUCGAUAAUAGCACUUAUGAUAAACGUCUAAGGCCUAAACAUGGCGAAGAACCAGUAAACGUAGGUAUUACGAUACACGUGUCAAGCGUUAGUGCUAUAUCUGAAGUUAAUAUGGAUUUUACAAUUGAUUUUUAUUUGAGGCAAACAUGGAAUGAUCCACGCCUUGCAUUUAGCCAUUAUUUGUAUGAUAUCGUUGAAAAUAAUAUCGAUUCAUUAACGGUUGGUGUAGAUUAUUUGCAAAAAUUAUGGAAGCCUGAUACAUUUUUUCCAAAUGAAAAAAAAUCAUACUUUCAUAUUACUACAACGCAUAAUUCAUUCUUACGCAUUUAUCCUAAUGGUAAUGUAUUUACCAGUCAAAGGCUAACUGUGACAGCUAUAUGUAACAUGAAACUUCAUCUAUUCCCAAUGGAUUCUCAGAAAUGCAAACUUGAAAUUGAAAGCUAUGGAUAUAGUGUAUUAGAUAUCGUUUACUUCUUUAAUAAUUCAAAAAAUCCAGUAUCGAAAUCAGAAUUUGAAUUGCCUCAAUUUGUACUCAUCGAUACACAAGUGGCAUCACGAAAUGUUGUCUUAAGUUCUGGCAACUAUUCACGUUUAACUUGUGCAUUUUUAUUCAAACGAAAUAUAGGAUUCUAUAUUAUUCAAGUUUAUUUACCCUCAAUUUUGAUUGUUGUCAUCUCAUGGGUAUCUUUCUGGCUUAAUCGUGAUGCAACUCCAGCACGAGUAGCGCUAAGUGUACUUACCAUACUUACUAUGACUACACUUACUGCAACAACAAAUGCUUCAAUGCCGAAAGUUUCUUAUGUUAAAAGCAUCGACAUAUUUCUCGGUGUAUCAUUUGUUAUGGUAUUCAGUUCAUUACUUGAAUUUGCUGCUGUUGGAUACAUUAGUAAAAGGAUAAAAUUGAUUGAAAGAAAACAAAAAGAUUUGCAUAGGAAGUUACCAAGUACAGCACCAGAUUGCUUCUAUACUAUGCCAUCAGCAACAAAUGAUACCAUAAUUCCGCUUUAUCAUCCAUUUUAUUCAUCUCGUGAUAAAAAUUCCAUCCUAUAUAACGGCGGUGAAAUUAAACCACCUGUAAUUCUAAAAAAAGGUGAAUGCCAAUGUCCAAUACCACCACCAUCACCACUACCUGCAAUUCAUGCAGAAGAAACUUCAAAAGAGGAAUAUAUGAUAUUAUUCUGUGUGAUACGACCUAAUAAAAUAGACAAAUAUUCGCGAUCUAUUUUUCCUUUGAUUUUCCUGGUAUUCAAUAUAAUAUAUUGGUUUUACUACUACAGUAUCAGUGGUACAGAACUUACAGAUACAGAUUUGAUGUGA
Molecule: messenger RNA, 1437 nt
Organism: Brugia malayi
Lineage: Eukaryota; Metazoa; Nematoda; Chromadorea; Rhabditida; Onchocercidae
Product: gamma-aminobutyric-acid receptor beta subunit precursor, putative
Exons: 12
Coding region: 1-1437 (478 amino acids)
Biological process (GO): chemical synaptic transmission; chloride transmembrane transport; signal transduction
Cellular component (GO): membrane; neuron projection; synapse
Molecular function (GO): extracellular ligand-gated monoatomic ion channel activity; chloride channel activity; GABA-A receptor activity
Source: RefSeq, a predicted model, not a curated record